AUGUACUGCCAAAAGUGUCGCCAGCCCUUGAGGCUCGACGGCUCACUCGAGAAUCUAAACCCGGCGGCGUAUGACCUGUUGAUUUCAUCGUCCCCGCCGAAAUCCAAGCGGUCGCCCCAGCCUCGGUCCCAGGCCGCUCAGUCGCAAGACCAGGCACGACGAGCGCUGUACGACAAGGUGUCUCAGAACGCAGGGCCCCCGUCCUUCAAGAGACACCAUGGGGGCCAGCCACGCGACUCGGCCAUGUCCUUUAUCUACCUGACCGAAUCCCAGGUCGGCCAUCCGCAUCAGCAGCAGCAGGCCCAGCUCAAGGAAGCGCCCGUCACGCCCACCCGCCUUCGGCGCUCCAGCUCAAGCAGGGCUUCCGCCGCCGCGACGCAAGCGCCCAAGGCCGACGAGAUGGAGAGGAUGAAUAGGCUCUUCGAGGUCCUCUCGGCAAGGUCAGACAUCGACCACCCCGUCUGCGUUGACUGCACCGAGCUGCUCGUCGAAGGGCUUCAGAGGAAGCUCGACGUCGCCUCCAAGGAGAGAGACGCCUACGUCAAGCAUCUGCGCCAAACGCAAGCCGAACAGCCCAGCCAAAACGACAUCAAAGCCCAGCAAGAGGCGCUCAAAAAGGCAGAAAGGGACAAGGCAGCUGCCAUGGAGGAGCUCAAGAAGCUCGAAAAGGACAAGGAUGCCCUGGACCAAGAGAUCCUGGCUCUCGAGGAGGAGUCCAAACAACUAGACAAGGAAGAGGAGGCGUUUUGGCGCGAGAGGAACGCGUUUGCCACCAAGAUGGCCGAAUUCCAGGCUGAGCGGGAUAGCGUCAACGCAAAGUACAGCCACGACUCGCAGCUGCUCGAAAAGCUGCAGCGGUCCAACGUGUACAACGACACAUUCUGCAUCAGUCACGACGGAAACUUUGCCACCAUUAAUGGCCUUCGCUUGGGGAGGCUUUCGAACAAGCCCGUCGAUUGGCCAGAGAUCAACGCCGCCUGGGGACACGCACUGCUGCUCCUCGUCACGGUAGCCGAGAAGCUCAACUACCGGUUUCAGGGCCACGACCCCCAGCCGAUGGGCAGCACGUCCAAGAUAGUCCGCUACGACGCCUCCAGCCCGGCCUCCAGCCGCCUCGGGGCCCGCGCGACGCAGCCCCCGCCAAAGAAACACGUGCUGGAGCUCUACAGCUCCGGCGACAUGCCCCUGGGCCUGACGUUUAUGCACCGCAAAUUCGACAACGCAAUGGUGGCCUUUCUCGAGCUCGUGCGCCAGCUGGGCGUCUUUGUCCAGAAGCAGACGGAGCCGACGGGCAACACGCUGAGCUUGCCGUACCGCAUCGACGGCGACAAGAUUGGCGACGUGAGCAUCAAGCUGGGCAUCGCGCAAGACGACGGCUGGACAAAGGCCUGCAAGCUCACGCUGACGUGCUGCAAGUUUCUCUUGGCCCACGCCAGCAACGUGAGUUCCAAUGCCAGAGGCGCCGCCUCCUGA
Molecule: messenger RNA, 1473 nt
Organism: Hirsutella rhossiliensis
Lineage: Eukaryota; Fungi; Ascomycota; Sordariomycetes; Hypocreales; Ophiocordycipitaceae
Product: autophagy protein apg6 domain-containing protein
Exons: 2
Coding region: 1-1473 (490 amino acids)
Biological process (GO): late endosome to vacuole transport; autophagosome assembly; cellular response to nitrogen starvation
Cellular component (GO): phagophore assembly site; phosphatidylinositol 3-kinase complex, class III, type I; phosphatidylinositol 3-kinase complex, class III, type II
Source: RefSeq, a predicted model, not a curated record